UUGAGGUUUAAUAAUGCAUGUAUUGAUUAAAUAUUAAAUACCCAUUUGUAAACAAAACUUUUAAUUUAGUAUUUUCGUAAAUAAAUCACAAAUUCACUCCUCUUAUCAGAAACUUAAAGUUCAAUACUUCCAUUUACGCUUUUCUUAGCGACAUUGAUUCACGAUUUCACAACAGCACGUUAAUUUAAUAAACAAAAAUUUAUUGCGAGUAUGUCCGCCAAUUUUAAAAAGACAGUCAUUCCAACAGCCAGGAAAAAAUCAGGCCCCAAAUUCGACCUCAACGACGAACAGAAAAACGACAUCAAAGAAGCCUUCGAUCUCUUCGACAACGAAGGAUCCGGCAAAAUCGACACCAAAGACUUGAAAGUAGCCAUUAGAGCGUUAGGAUUCGAACCCAAGAAAGAGGAGAUAAAAAAGAUGAUAGCCGAUAUCGAUAAAGAUGGCACGGGGCAAAUAUCGUACGAGGAUUUCAUGCAGCUCAUGUCUGUAAAAAUGGCCGAAAAAGAUUCCAAAGAAGAAAUAAUGAAAGCCUUUAGACUGUUCGAUGAUGACGAAACAGGAAAAAUCAGUUUCAAAAAUUUAAAGCGCGUCGCGAAGGAGCUCGGAGAAAAUUUAACAGAUGAAGAAUUACAAGAAAUGAUCGACGAGGCCGAUAGGGACGGAGAUGGGGAAAUUAACCAGGAAGAAUUUCUUAGAGUUAUGAAGAAAACCAGUUUAUAUUAAACUCAUUCUCGAAUGCUAAGGAUACAUGCUCGAAAACAUAUUGAUAUAUCAAACUAGCACUUUUAAAUAUAUUACUUGUAUAAUUAUUAAGAAAUAACUAUAUUUAUUUAAUGACAUCUUUUUUACAAAAUGUUAAUUGUUACUCGAUAAUUUUGGGCCUUUUUUAUUCAGUUUUACAGUGAUAUUCAUAAAAUGAAAUUGUAUCAAAUUA
Molecule: messenger RNA, 934 nt
Organism: Phyllotreta striolata
Lineage: Eukaryota; Metazoa; Arthropoda; Insecta; Coleoptera; Chrysomelidae
Source: the annotation of a GenBank genome assembly